AAGCAGAGAUGGUGAGAAAGAGAGAGGAGAUUAAGAAUGUGAGAGUGGAGACAGAGCAAAAAAGACAAGAACAGGAAAAAAGGAUGGAGGAGAUGAUGAUAGCAGAGAUGGUGAGAAAGAAACAGAUGAAGCAAAAAAGUGAGGAAGUAAAAAUGGAAAUACACAAAGAAAUGGAGAAGGAGAGACAUGAAGACAAGAGGCAAAAAGGAAAGGAGAGACAAGAGGGUGGUGAUAAUUCAGGAAAAGAAGAGAAGGAGAAGAAGGAGGGUGAGAAAGUGAAAGAGCCACAAACGAGAGAUGAGAGGAACACAGAUAUGCUGCGGAAAAUAGAGGAGGAGACCUCCCACCUGUGGAAGUCCAUGGGACUAUCCUUUGAAGACACUGAGGAUGGAUCAGAAGAAGACUGGAAGGAAACUGAGGAGGCCAGUGUAGACCAAGACUUGCUCUUCCUGAAGGACAAAGGAAAGACUGAAAUAAAUAGUGGAAAAAAAAGGAGAUUGCAAGAGGAGAACAGAUCAAGACAGCUAGAAGUGGAGAGACAGAGAGAAAUGAAAACUGUGAAAGAAAAGGAGAGCAAGAGGAAAACCAUGAUGGAAAAACUGAAAGAGGACGAAGGGAGGAAGAGAGGGAUGGAAGCAGAAAUGGAGAGAAAGGAGCAGGAGGAGAGGCUGAGAGAAAAAGAAAGGGCCAAACUAAGAGAAGAGGAGAGAAAGAAAAAAGAGAUGCAAGAGAAGACAAUGAGAGAGCUGGAGCAGAUAACACAAAGAGAGAUGGAGGAAAAGGGGAAGAUGGACCAAAAGAAAAGGCGGACAAAAAAUGAAAAGGAACAUGCAUGGCUACAGGAAAAACACAACAAAGAGAAGGAGGAUGAGAAUCCUUGUAACAGGGAUUGCAGUGACUCCAAGACUGUGACUAAUUCAAAUAGUUUGUGGAUGCAUGAGGCCAAGAGCCCAAAGCUGUCAGUCAACAAUGUAUGGACGAUCCAGCAAUGUGAUAAUACAGAGACUGAUAAUGUCAAACAAGGUCAUUCUGAGGUAGGAGACACACUUGUGAUGACACUCAGUAAUGAUGAUAUGAAUACAUGGACCCAGCUAAAGGCAAAAACAGAUGAAGAGGACGCACAGAGAGAGAAACAGAGGCAGAUGGAGGAAAAGAGGAUGAGAGAGGAGGACAGUGGAGAAAAGAAAGAAGAGAGAACACAGAGAGAGAUGGUAGCACAGACAGAAAACAAGACACCCAGGAUGAGCAGAGAAUUAGAAAUCGGCCAAAAGAUAGAGGAGGAGAAAGUAGCACAGCAGGAGCAAAAAGAGGACGAGAGGAGAAAGAUAGAGAUUGAGGAGGAGAAGGCAAGAGAGGAGAGAAAAGUGAGAGAAAGGGAGGAGAUGAGAAAGACUGAAGAGGUGACGAACAGGAGGGUGGAGGCUCUGUCAGGAGACAGCGAUGACAGCGACGGGGCGACUGACUCCGAUGACUUGUGGGAGGAUGAGUUGGAGAGACAGGAAACACAGAGAAAGAGAAAGGAGAUUGAGAAAGUGAGAGUUGAGACAGAGCGAAAAAAAGAACAGGAAAAAAGGAUGGAAGAGAAGAUGAUAGUAGAGAUGGUGAGAAAGAAAGAGGAGAUGGAGAGAGCAGCACAGAAGGAGCAAAAAGUGGACGAGAGGAGAAAGAUAGAGAUUGACGAGGAGAAAGCAAGAGAGGAGGAGAGAAAAGUGAGAGAAAGGGAGGAGAUGAGAAAGACUAAAGAGGUGACGAACAGGAAGGGGGAGGCUCUGUCAGGAGACAGCGAUGACAGCGACGGGGCGACUGACUCCGAUGACUUGUGGGAGGAUGAGUUGGAGAGACAGGAAACACAGAGAAAGAGAAAGGAGAUUGAGAAAGUGAGAGUUGAGACAAAGCGAAAAAGAGAACAGGAAAAAAGGAUGGAAGACAUGGAGAUAACUAAAGCAGAGAUGGUGAGAAAGAAAGAAGAGGAUAGGCUGAGAGAAAAAGAAAGGGCCAAACUAAGAGAAGAGGAGAGAAAGAAAAAAGAAAUGCAAGAGAAGACAAUGAGAGAGCUGGAGCAGAUAAGACGAAGAGAGAGGGAGGAGAAGGGGAAGAAAGCCAAAGUGGCCAAGAAAUUGCCCCAGGCACAUAACAGCGAUGUCAUUGACAUAGAGAGCUUGAGUGAUGAAGAUAUGUGGAAGGAUGAGGAGCUCCCAAUGGACCAAAAGAAAAGGCGGACAAAAAAUGAAAAGGAACAUGCAUGGCGACAGGGAAAACACAACAAAGAGAAGGAGGAUGAGAAUCCUUGUAACAGGGAUUGCAGUGACUCCAAGACUGUGACUAAUUCAAAUAGUUUGUGGAUGCAUGAGGCCAAGAGCCCAAAGCUGUCAGUCAACAAUGUAUGGACGAUCCAGCAAUGUGAUAAUACAGAGACUGAUAAUGUCAAACAAGGUCAUUCUGAGGUAGGAGACACACUUGUGAUGACACUCAGUAAUGAUGAUAUGAAUACAUGGACCCAGCUAAAGGCAAAAACAGAUGAAGAGGACGCACAGAGAGAGAAACAGAGGCAGAUGGAGGAAAAGAGGAUGAGAGAGGAGGACAGUGGAGGAAAGAAAGAAGAGAGAACACAGAGAGAGAUGGUAGCACAGACAGAAAACAAGACACCCAGGAUGAGCAGAGAAUUAGAAAUCGCCCAAAAGUUAGAGGUGGAGAAAGCAGCACAGCAGGAGCAAAAAGAGGACGAGAGGAGAAAGAUAGAGAUUGACGAGGAGAAAGCAAGAGAGGAGGAGAGAAAAGUGAGAGAAAGGGAGGAGAUGAGAAAGACUAAAGAGGUGACGAACAGGAAGGGGGAGGCUCUGUCAGGAGACAGCGAUGACAGCGACGGGGCGACUGACUCCGAUGACUUGUGGGAGGAUGAGUUGGAGAGACAGGAAACACAGAGAAAGAGAAAGGAGAUUGAGAAAGUGAGAGUUGAGACAAAGCGAAAAAGAGAACAGGAAAAAAGGAUGGAAGACAUGGAGAUAACUAAAGCAGAGAUGGUGAGAAAGAAAGAAGAGGAUAGGCUGAGAGAAAAAGAAAGGGCCAAACUAAGAGAAGAGGAGAGAAAGAAAAAAGAAAUGCAAGAGAAGACAAUGAGAGAGCUGGAGCAGAUAAGACGAAGAGAGAGGGAGGAGAAGGGGAAGAAAGCCAAAGUGGCCAAGAAAUUGCCCCAGGCACAUAACAGCGAUGUCAUUGACAUAGAGAGCUUGAGUGAUGAAGAUAUGUGGAAGGAUGAGGAGCUCCCAAUGGACCAAAAGAAAAGGCGGACAAAAAAUGAAAAGGAACAUGCAUGGCGACAGGGAAAACACAACAAAGAGAAGGAGGAUGAGAAUCCUUGUAACAGGGAUUGCAGUGACUCCAAGACUGUGACUAAUUCAAAUAGUUUGUGGAUGCAUGAGGCCAAGAGCCCAAAGCUGUCAGUCAACAAUGUUUGGACGAUCCAGCAAUGUGAUAAUACAGAGACUGAUAAUGUCAAACAAGGUCAUUCUGAGGUAGGAGACACACUUGUGAUGACACUCAGUAAUGAUGAUAUGAAUACAUGGACCCAGCUAAAGGCAAAAACAGAUGAAGAGGAUGCACAGAGAGAGAAACAGAGGCAGAUGGAGGAAAAGAGGAUGAGAGAGGAGGACAGUGGAGGAAAGAAAGAAGAGAGAACACAGAGAGAGAUGGUAGCACAGACAGAAAACAAGACACCCAGGAUGAGCAGAGAAUUAGAAAUCGCCCAAAAGAUAGAGGAAAGAAAAAAAAAAGAGAUGGAGAAAGCAGCACAGCAGGAGCAAAAAGAGGACGAGAGGAGAAAGAUAGAGAUUGACGAGGAGAAGGCAAGAGAGGAGAGAAAAGUGAGAGAAAGGGAGGAGAUGAGAAAGACUGAAGAGGUGAUGAACAGGAGGGUGGAGGCUCUAUCAAGAGACAGCGAUGACAGCGACGGGGCAACUGACUCCGAUGACUUGUGGGAGGAUGAGUUGGAGAGACAGGAAACCGAGAGAAAGAGAAAGGAGAUUGAGAAAGUGAGAGUUGAGACCGAGCGAAAAAGAGAACAGGAAAAAAGGAUGGAGAAGAUGGAGAUAACUAAAGCAGUGAUGGAGAGAAAGGAACAGGAGGGGAGGCUGAGAGAAAAAGAAAGGGCCAAACUAAGAGAAGAGGAGAUAAAGAAAAAAGAGAUGCAAGAGAAGACAAAGAGAGAGCUGGAGAAGGGGAAAAAAGCCAAAGUGGCCAAGAAAUUGCCCCAGGCACAUAACAGCGAUGACAUUGACAUAGAGAGCUUGAGUGAUGAAGAUAUGUGGAAGGAUGAGGAGCUCCCAAUGGACCAAAAGAAAAGGCAGGAGGAGAAGGCAAGAGAGGAGGAGAGAAAAGUGAGAGAAAGAGAGGAGAUGAGAAAGAUUGCAGAGGAGAUGGAAAGAAGGUGGAAGGCUAUACCAGGAUACAGCGAUGACAGGGACGGGGAGACUGCCUCCGAUGACUUGUGGAUGGAUGAGGUGGAGAAGAGGCGGCAAGUGGAGGUCAGAAACCCCCAAGACAAACCUCAGGAAGAGGGGGAGAGAGGACACACCCAGCCUGGAAGUGCCCAAGUAAACGUAGAGCAGAAAAAGAAAGGACCAUCUGUGUUGAAGUGGGUGAAGAAGAGACUGAGUUUUGGGACCACAAAAGUGAAACAGUGAUAUGGACACACAAAGACACAUAUGGACAAUGAAUGGGAAGGAACGGAAUCAGAGUUUCCAUAAAUCUGUCACAUCCAUAUCAUCUUCCCAUCUCACAUCCUACAUAUCAUCUUCCUAUCUCAGUGGACAGGAAAAUAAAACAUUUUGGAGAAACACACACACAUGCAUGCAAUACAAUACAAAUAAAAUCUAUUUUGCAUUGAGAACUUUGUUCUUUAUUUAGACCAAGUAUUGUUUUAGGGUUUAAUUAUAAAUUCUAGGUGUUUAUGCUACCCUUUUAAAUCUAAAAAACAAAGACUAUAAAUACUGAACAUUUGUAUUCUACACUUCUACACUUACAUUAACAUAUCAUUUCAGGCAUCAUAAACUGCCAUAAUUCUUUGCAAUAAAAAUAUUUCAC
Messenger RNA from Clupea harengus (Atlantic herring), 5079 nucleotides. Its product is annotated as trichohyalin-like. Lineage: Eukaryota; Metazoa; Chordata; Actinopteri; Clupeiformes; Clupeidae. The transcript is spliced from 2 exons. The coding region runs from base 9 to 4679 and encodes 1556 amino acids. The record is from RefSeq and is a predicted model, not a curated record.